This is a messenger RNA of Eufriesea mexicana, 1704 nucleotides long. RefSeq lists its product as uncharacterized. Lineage: Eukaryota; Metazoa; Arthropoda; Insecta; Hymenoptera; Apidae. Gene Ontology annotation, molecular function: ubiquitin binding. The record is from RefSeq and is a predicted model, not a curated record. Gene Ontology annotation, biological process: proteasome-mediated ubiquitin-dependent protein catabolic process. The transcript is spliced from 12 exons. The coding region runs from base 130 to 1704 and encodes 524 amino acids.
GGAAAACACGAGUGUCUUGACGCCUAGAGAUCGACAGAGGGAUAUUAAUCGUAUCGACAGGAGGAUCGAUAAAACGAGAGCGAGCUAAUUGGUACGUUGACGAAACAAAUAUACAAGGUCGAAUCUCAGAUGCAAAAGGUGCAAUCUGAUUUCAAGAGAAGCGGAGAGCAAUUAAAGUUGAAGGACCAAGAAAUUUACCGGCUUAAACGAAAGAUCAAGGAGUGGGAGACUAAGAGCAAAAACCAAGAAAUUCAGCGAAAGAAAGAUCAGCAACAACGACGAAUCCAAGCCGAUCAUUCGGAGUACCUUUACAGAAGAUGUUUGAUGCUCGAGCAGAGAAUUUUCGAGAUGGAGAAAUUCUUAGCCGAUUACGGUCUGAUCUGGGUCGGCAAUACGAACAGCCCGAAGUACCCUGAAACGAUCUCCAACAACUCCAUCGAGACUUGUUACGAGCAGAUUAUCGCGAACAUCGACCAGCUGAACCUGGCCGCCGGGAAAGGUGAAGUUCACGUGCAACAUAACGAAAAAGGGAACGGAGCCUCGUUCAAAACCCACUCUUGCAUGUCAUUAAAAUUCUACAAAAAUGGAAUGAUAGUUCAAGACGGCCUAUUACGAUCUUACGACGAUCCAGUUACGAUAUCGUUUCUUCGAGAUAUUUUGGACGGCUACUUCCCUUCUGAGUUGCAAGAGGCUUAUCCAGAAGGUGUACCCUUCAAGGUUGAGGAUCGCAGGCACCAAGUGUUCUUGAACUCCGUCGGUUUUCCUGGCCAAGGUUAUCGCUUGGGAAGAGAAUCGUUAGUCGAUAGUACAUUGAUAUCGUCUAGAUCCCGGAAAUGCAACCAGAAAUCGGUUCGUCGUGGCCUUCCGAAAGAUAAUCCAUCUAACUAUGACUUCUCUUCGCCGCUGAUGCCUGCCACAUCUAGAUCCUCGAGAACGAAAGGUCCUCCAGAAGCUCCUCCUAUGGAGAUGUACGUCCUCCGCUCUCAAAUUUUAGCAUCUCACAACAAUAUCUGUUCCGAUACGCAUUUACAGUCGCAUAUCAAUGCCGAGCUCGGUCUGAGCAAUCGGAAAGAAAAGCGCGAGGUUGCUAACAGAAACGGGGAACAUGAUUCACCGAUACGCGAAGGAAAUCAAAGAUCCAAAGGUGUCAUGAGAUUUCCAAGUUCUGGCAGGUGUUAUCACAGUUCUGGUGAUAGAUCGUCCAAAUUAUCGCCCAACCGAAUGGAGAACUCUGAUGAUCGCUACAGACAGCGAUCAAGAUCUGCCAGCUUGCCGAAUUCUCGAUACUCCGUUACUUCCAGAUCAACUCCGAAAACGAAUAUCGACAGUUCCUCGUUUCCUAGUCCUCAAACGCAACAGAAUACGCAAAAGAAGGCUCAACGUGUUCCAAGAUCUGCUGCACCAGUCAGAAAGAAUGCACCGCCCAUUCUGCAUCAAAUAAACGAACCGUCUGGGAAACUAGGCGAACUCCGCCUGAAAGUCAGGUCUUUGAAUGGUGGUACUGUUUAUUUGGUGCACGUAUCUGCCGAUGAGCCGAUAGCUCGACUUUAUCAGCUGCUAGAUAGAGCUAUGUCAAGAACUGUUCCUCGAGGAUACAAAAUUAUUCUAAGCGGCUAUUCGCCAAGAAGAUUAGAGCAAUUGGGGACAACCUUGAGGGAAAUUGGUAUCACUAGAGACAGCGUUUUGCAUUUAGUGAACGAUUAA